ACACCAACGUCACCAGCACACUUUCAAUUUAACAUCCAAACACGUCGUUAUAUAGGUACAAUCAUAUGACAUAUUCGCCACAUAUACCUWUUGAAUCCGUCUUUUCGUUUGGGCAAGACAGUUGCCAUACAAUCGUAUAGUUGUUAUCAUACUAUAAUAUAGGUAUUUUAAUAUUUAUACGAAAUAAUUUCUGCGAGUACGUGUCCGCGUGSACCAAUCGUAUAAUCGAGUUUCCGCCUUUGGUUAUAAUAUACCAUCUUUAGUAUACCUACUAUGGAUUCGACCAAGUUGAAAAUUGCUUUGGUUUGGUUGCAACUGACGGGGAUGUGCGUGUGCCAAAAGUUCAGUCCCGUGUACCGGGGACCGAUCACCGCGGACAGGCAGACCGCAGUCGGCCAACAGCAGUACGCGAACAACGCUGCGUUGCUGCAAUCGGCCACCGCCGGUGACGUUUACCAACAAUAUCCGGAACAACAGUACAACUACCCGACACUGCCGUACUACUACCCGCCACAACAAAAACAAAUCUUGGAGAAGCAACAACAGUCUAGGUUGGAUCAACAACGGCUCCAGCUCCAGCAGUUGCAGCAGCUCCAGUCGUCCUGGGGUUACUACCAACCGGCUAUGUCGCCGCAGCAGCAGCAACAAUACACCAGUGAUUACCAACAGCAGUUGCAGCUGUUACAGCAGCUGCAGCAGCAACCGCAGCAACAGCAAUCGCAGCAGCAACAGCAAUCGCAGCAGCAGCAGUAUUACCAARCCGCGGAGAAGCCUUUGUUCAGGCCUGCGGCCAUACCGGUAAACGAGGCGCCCGCCGAAGGUCCGCAGCAACAGAAGCCGAACAGCUUGUACCAGCAGCAAAACGGCGCGUUAGCCAAUCAGCAAUUGCCUCAAAAUCCGCUGGGAGUGUACUACUCUUCGGCCGCCGACGUGUCGAAAUUUCAAUUUUCCGGCAACGGUGUCAACUAUUCGUAUUGAGUAAUAUGUGAAUUUUGUUAUGCAUUUUUCGUUUUUGUUUUCAUUAUUAUUAUUAUUAUUAUUAUUAUUUCAUUAAUACUAAUUUUAUUG
This is a messenger RNA of Diuraphis noxia (Russian wheat aphid), 1068 nucleotides long. RefSeq lists its product as uncharacterized. NCBI's taxonomy places the organism in Eukaryota, Metazoa, Arthropoda, Insecta, Hemiptera, Aphididae. The record is from RefSeq and is a predicted model, not a curated record.